Molecule: messenger RNA, 2303 nt
Organism: Dermochelys coriacea (leatherback sea turtle)
Lineage: Eukaryota; Metazoa; Chordata; Testudines; Dermochelyidae
Product: epidermal retinol dehydrogenase 2-like
Exons: 7
Coding region: 650-1567 (305 amino acids)
Cellular component (GO): lipid droplet
Molecular function (GO): oxidoreductase activity, acting on the CH-OH group of donors, NAD or NADP as acceptor
Source: RefSeq, a predicted model, not a curated record
GGGGAGCUGCCAGCGCGGUGAGUGGGGUCGCGGCUCUGCCCGUCCUGCGGGCGCUGCAGGGGGAGCGAGGCGCCUCUGCGGGGUCCCAGCGCGUGGGUGUCCCGGGGCGCGCGCCGCUUUGCCGCUAGCGCCGCCCGGCGCCUUAGCUCGUGUCGCUCCCCUCGGCGGCUGUGCUGUGCUGGCGGAAGGGCGCUGGCCCAGGCCGCGAGAAGAGGCUGGGGCUGCAGAAAGGAAACCGGCCCAGCGCUGCCCGGAGUGCGGGGCACCCGCCGGGGAGGGAUCUUGGCGACGAGCCGCUUUUUAAUGCGGAUUAGUGGCCCUGAGUUGUGUGUCUAGACGGGCUGAGAAGCGGCUGCCCCCCCCCCCCCAGGUGUGUGUGAUGAGUUGCCCGGGGAGUGGAGGGACCCCGAUCUCGAGUUCUAACCGUGGGCUCUUUGCUGAGGGGUUAGCUGGCGCUUCUUGCACUGUAGAGUUGGAGGCGUUGGUCUGGCAAAACAAGCCUUGAGGUUGGCAGCUUGGUUGUGUUUCUGGAAGGGAGGGGUAAGGUGGGGGAUGAGAGUCCGGUAAGGGCUGCGUGGGAGAGGAUUCUGGUGGCUUUAUAUUUAAACCACUUGAUACCAGUAAAGGUAUCUGAAAAAUAUUCUCCAAGAUGAACUUCUUCCUGGAAACACUCAAAGUCCUGGUGCUCUCAAUAUAUUUCCUGUUGGAAUCUCUAGUGUUGUUGUUUGUUCCUGUGCGAAAGAAGAAUGUUGCUGGUGAAAUAGUACUUAUAACAGGAGCUGGAAGUGGAAUUGGAAGACUUCUAGCAUUAAAAUUUGCCCGCCUUGGAGUCACCCUUGUUCUCUGGGACAUUAAUCAAGAAGGUAACAAGGAAACAAGUAAACUAGCUAGAGAAAAUGGAGCCGUGAGAGUGCAUGCAUACUUGUGUGACUGCAGCAAAAGGCAAGAGAUCUACAGAGUGGCAGAUCAGGUUAAAAAAGAAGUUGGUGAUGUUAGUAUCCUAAUCAACAAUGCUGGUAUUGUAACUGGAAAGAAGUUCAUUGAUUGCCCAGAUUCACUUGUGGAGAAAACCAUGGAGGUGAAUACCAUGGCACACUUCUGGACUUACAAAGCCUUCCUUCCAGCCAUGAUGGCCUCUAACCAUGGACACUUGGUUAGUAUUGCAAGCUCAGCAGGACUGAUUGGAGUCAAUGGGCUAGCAGAUUAUUGUGCAAGUAAAUUUGCAGCAGUGGGCUUUGCAGAAGCAGUUGGUUUAGAAAUGCUGGCUCUGGGGAAGACUGGCGUUAAAACCACUAUUGUGUGUCCUUACUUCAUCAACACAGGAAUGUUUGAUGGUUGUAAAACCAAGUGGCCACGUCUACUUCCUAUUCUAGAUUUGGACUAUGUAACUGAGAAGAUUGUGAGUGCUAUUCAACGGGAGCAAGUGUUUCUCAUGAUACCACGAAGCCUGUACCUUUUAUGUUGUAUGAAAAGUCUUUUGCCUGUGAAAAUGGGAAUACUCAUUGGAGACUACAUCGGGGCCUUCCAGUUCAUGGACCACUUCAGAGGUCGAGGGAAGAAGGACUGAAAAUAAAGAAUGAAAAUAUCCAAUACUAGCAGGUCUAAAUUAAUGGACCAGUUUAGAUUUUAAAAAAUGGCCUGCUAUUUCAGCGGCACAAGACUUGCCUUCUGUAUUACUUUGCCUCAUACUUUUGUUAGUUAACAGUUUCCAACACGAGCUGUCUCUCCUUCAUAUCUGUCCUCAAUGUGAUGCCUGUACAGAACUCAUUUAUCUAAAUGAGUUCUGUUCAUAGUCUCUUAUCCUUAUUGAAUGAGUAUGGGAUACAAACUAACCACAAUUGGCACCUAUAUGGGUAUUCUCAGUUAAGGAACAGGGUGUAAUGGGCUGGGAAGCUGAGUUGACUUUGCAUGCCUUCAAGAUAGUCCCCUCCAGAACAAUAUUAUUGUUAGGGUUGUCUGAGAAAGCUUAACUUUGUCAUUGCCUUCACUGUUAGGUUGAUGAUUGGAAGUAUUUAACUAUCAAUUUCCUGAGCUGUUUGGCAUCUCUUACAAGCACUAAAAUUCACGUUCAGAAAAUUAAGUAAAAUGGCAGUUGUACACACUGAAAAUAUUUUCCAUAGCUGUGAUGUUGAUUCACUAAUCAAAUACAUCUGAAUGGUAAUAAACAAUUGACUCUUAAUGUCUAUGGAAAAAAUUCCAAUAGCCAGUGAUUAUAGAUGUAUCCCUUCCAGAAAUGGGCUGAUAACAAUUGUACAUGCUUGUCUGAUUACAAUUAACUUUUAAAUAAAUGCCCAUAUUUUUAA